Chenopodium quinoa (quinoa) is the source of this 768-nucleotide messenger RNA. RefSeq lists its product as uncharacterized. The coding region runs from base 1 to 768 and encodes 255 amino acids. The transcript has a single exon. The record is from RefSeq and is a predicted model, not a curated record. NCBI's taxonomy places the organism in Eukaryota, Viridiplantae, Streptophyta, Magnoliopsida, Caryophyllales, Amaranthaceae.
AUGAAUACCCCUAUUCCUCCGAAGGUCAAGAUCCCUACAUUGGACCCUUAUGAUGGAAAAACGGACCCAACGGACCAUCUGAACGCUUACAAAGCACAGAUGGGAGUCCAAACCGGGUGUGAGGCCUCAUGGUGUAGGUUCUUCCCUACUACUUUCAAGGGCAUAUCUCAGACAUGGUUCAACAACCUCACCCCCGGGAGCAUAAGAACGUUUGACAUGUUAGCCACUCAUUUCAAAAAGCACUUCAUCGUUGGGAGUAGGCAAACAAAGACUAGCGUUCAUUUGAUGACGGUGAAGCAAGGGGAGAAUGAAAGUCUUAAGGACUACAUCAAGAGGUUCAACACCGAGUCUCAGCUCAUCCCCGACCUCCAAGACAACGUUGCUCUCACAACCCUUCUCUUUGGGCUCAAAUCUAACAAGCUGAAGUUUGAACUUGUCCAUGACAAGGUGAGCACCUUCUCUGAAGCCAUGGAAAGAGCUGAAAGGAUCAUUGAAGCUAGUGAGGUGUGCAAGGCGCCCGUAGCAAACAACAAGGGGAAGAGAAAACAAGAAGAUAAUUACCAUGACAACAUGAAUAGAAGGCCGAGGAGGGUUGAGAGUGAUGAUGAAGGACUCAAGUACAAUGCUGAUAGGUGUGAUAUCUAUCUGGAAAUAAAGCACAAGGCUAUUCUUCCUAAGCCUAACCCCAAGAACACGCCGAUAGAGCAGAGGAACAAGAAACUUUGGUGUGAAUACCACAAGGAGUGUGGUCAUACCACCCGGAACUGA